AUGGACACAGACAUCGCCGCCACGUUGACUCGAGACCUCCACUUCCUUGGAGUCGCGCUAUCAGUCCUCGAUGACCUGCCCCCGGGCUUAUGUGGGACCAAACUAGGCUGUGGAACAGAAUUCUGCAGGGCCUGCACCGUGAUGCUGUCCACGUUUGACCAGCUACAGAACAAAGUUGUCCACUUCACUGCCAGUGCUUGCCUGGCCCCCAUCUGCACCCUGCACCAUGUCGCCGUGAUGACUGUGGAAGGGAUCGGAAGCACCAAGAAACUGCAUCCUGUGCAGGAGAGGAUUUCCAAAAGCCACGGCUCCCAGUGCGGGUUCUGCACGCCGGGCAUCGUCAUGAGCAUGUACACGCUGCUCCGGAAUAACCCCGAGCCCUCCAUGGAGGAGAUAGAGAAUGCUUUCCAAGGGAACCUGUGCCGCUGCACGGGAUACAGACCCAUCCUGGAGGGCUUCGGGCCCUUUGCUAAAGACAGAGAAUGUUGUGGGGGAAAGGGGAACGACCCAAACUGCUGCUUGAACAAAGAGGAAAAGAGUACAGUAGGCGGACCCAGGUCCUCCCUUUCACCCCUUGCCACGAGGCUGUGCUGUUUCCCGGUUGCCUGGGGUGGCAGGGUGCAGCUGUGCCAGCUGCCAGAUGGGCCCGGGAGAGAGAAGAAAUUGCAGAAUCUACAGGGUGGCUUCCUGUUGCUUCAUGUAAUAAUAAAUAAUAAUAAAAAAUGUAAGCCCUGGCUGAGAAUAGUCAAACACAGGCUUCUAAAUUAUUUCCCUGUUCUGCUUCACAUUCUUUCCCCAAGUCUGGCCUGA
Ornithorhynchus anatinus (platypus) is the source of this 810-nucleotide messenger RNA. RefSeq names its product xanthine dehydrogenase/oxidase-like. Gene Ontology annotation, molecular function: oxidoreductase activity; iron ion binding; iron-sulfur cluster binding. The record is from RefSeq and is a predicted model, not a curated record. NCBI's taxonomy places the organism in Eukaryota, Metazoa, Chordata, Mammalia, Monotremata, Ornithorhynchidae.